CAACAACCCCGUUCCGUCGUCUACUCACCACAAGAGCUCGACAUGGAGAAGAUCACGGAUAAGAUCGCGGCUUUGCCGCCGGAUGAAAAUUAUUUUUCUUUGGAGUUCUUUCCUCCCAAAACUCAGAUGGGUUUUGCAAACCUCCAAGCCCGGUUAGAGCGCAUGGCACAGGCCCUGCGACCGCUGUUCGUCACUGUCACAUGGGGUGCCGGCGGGAGUACCGCGACCAGAUCGCUGGAGCUGGCGGAAGUCUGCCAGCGCCAGUUGCAAUUGACCACUUGCUUACACCUGACCUGCACCAACACGAGUCGGGAGCUCGUCGACCAGGCGCUCGAGGAGGCAAAGGUGUUGGGAAUCAGGAACAUCUUGGCCCUGCGGGGUGAUCCGCCGCGCAGCGAGGAAUACAACAUGCACGGGGAGGACGAUAGCAACAAGGAUUUCACAUUUGCCAUCGACUUGGUUCGCUACAUCCGCCAGCAGUACGGAGACUACUUCUGCGUCGGUGUCGCCGCCUACCCGGAAGGUCACCCCGUCGAUUCCUUCCAAGACACCCAGGACCCCGAGAGGGAUCUGCCGUACCUGGUGGAGAAAACGCGAGCCGGGGCCGACUUCAUCAUGACCCAGUUGACCUAUGAUGUGGACGCCUACGUGAACUUCGAGAACCGUCUCCGGACCCAUGAGUCGGGCGCCUUCAAGACCAUCCCCAUCAUCCCCGGCUUGAUGCCCAUCCACAGCUAUAAGAUCCUAACGAGAGUGACCAAGCUGAGCCAUGUACACAUCCCGCCCCCGAUCAUCAGGAAGAUGGAAGAGGUGCGGUUCGACGAUGACGCGGUCAAGCGCAUUGGCGUCGACGUGCUCACUGAGCUGGUGGGCGGGAUCCGAAAGAUUCCUCGUCCCGCGCAACGCGGGUUCCAUUUCUACACCUUGAACCUGGAGAAGACGGUAUCUUUCAUCAUCGAGCGCUGCGGCCUGAUCCCCGAGUACGCCGACGAUUCGGAUGCAUUGGUUGAUGGCGGCAGUCUAUCCGCCCUCGACUUGUCUGCCGCGGGCCCCAAUGGAGCCAGCCGCUCCGCCUCCAGGCGCCGCCGGUCGUCGCUCAACUCCCUUCCCCAUAACCGAGUCAUCGUGGAUCGGCCACAGUUCGCUGAGUCCUCCAGGAGCUCGAUGACCCACGAGGCUCCGGCCACCAGUGCCGGCAUGCCCGCCAUGCCGCCGGACCGCAGCACCACGCUGCAGAUCUCCGAAGGGCUGGGUGCGCUCGGCCGAGAAGCCACCUGGGAUGAUUUCCCCAACGGUCGUUGGGGUGACGCGCGGUCGCCUGCGUUCGGAGAGAUCGACGGCUACGGCCCUUCCCUGAAGGUUACCCCCGCCGUCGCUCGUCGGGUCUGGGGCUACCCUGCCUCCCGCGACGACAUCAGUGCGCUCUUCCGCCGGCACGUGUCGGACGAGCUUUACAUCGUUCCCUGGUCCGAAGGCGGUGCGGAGGAGAACAGCAGUGGCUUGAGCCCCGAGACGGCCACCAUCCGCCCGGAGCUCCUGCAGCUGAUCGACAAGAAGGGCUGGUGGACGCUCGCCUCGCAGCCAGCCGUGAACGGCCGGCGGAGCGACGACCCCGUAUUCGGCUGGGGCCCGCCCGGCGAAGGCUUCGUCUUCCAGAAGCCCUUCGUGGAAUUUUUCUGCCCCAACAGCGACUACACCACCGUCGUCAAGCCCCUCCUACAGAAGCACGGCCACGAGAAACUCGCCUGGUUCGCCGUCAACAGCAAGGGCGACUUCCAGUCGUCCAUGCCAUCGCAGAGCUCCGAAGCGGACCCCAUCGAGAUCAACCCGGAAAACGUCAACGCCGUGACGUGGGGCGUGUUCCGCGGCAAGGAGAUCGUCACGCCGACCAUCAUCGAAGAGGUCAGCUUCCGCGCCUGGGGCGACGAGGCCUUCCGCAUCUGGGACGAGUGGCGACGCAUCCACCCGCGGGGGUCGGCGACGGAACGCUUCCUCAACGAUACUAAGAACGACGUCUGGCUGGUGUGUGUCGUGGGGCAGGAUUUCGGUGCCGGCACCAAGGUUGGGUCGAAGGAGGAGCAGGAGGAGAGGUCGUGGAUGUGGAGGGAGUUGAUUGAGAGUUAGAUUUUCCUUCUUCCCUUCUUCCUUUCUUCCUUACUUUACCUUUCUACUUUUUGUUGGAUGGAAUGACAUGCAAUAUAUCUAAAUUGGUUUUUUCUUUGCUUUCUUUUCUUUUCUGUUCUUUUCCCCCUUUGCCUUUCCCUUGUGUAUAUGCAUAUCGGUGAGCAGGUUUCUAUUCAGCUAUAUCUUUAGUAGUAUUUAGUAGUAGUAAUGCUACACCAUUCCCACUU
This is a messenger RNA of Aspergillus campestris IBT 28561, 2351 nucleotides long. RefSeq names its product methylenetetrahydrofolate reductase (NAD(P)H) MET12. Bases 43 to 2124 code for a protein of 693 amino acids. NCBI's taxonomy places the organism in Eukaryota, Fungi, Ascomycota, Eurotiomycetes, Eurotiales, Aspergillaceae. Gene Ontology annotation, cellular component: cytosol. Gene Ontology annotation, biological process: tetrahydrofolate interconversion. The transcript has 2 exons. The record is from RefSeq and is a predicted model, not a curated record. Gene Ontology annotation, molecular function: FAD binding; methylenetetrahydrofolate reductase [NAD(P)H] activity.